This is a messenger RNA of Knipowitschia caucasica, 1212 nucleotides long. NCBI's taxonomy places the organism in Eukaryota, Metazoa, Chordata, Actinopteri, Gobiiformes, Gobiidae. The record is from the annotation of a GenBank genome assembly.
AUGAAGAGGAAGUUUGGUCUGAUGAAGAAGGCGUACGAGUUGAGCGUCCUCUGUGACUGUGAGAUCGCUCUGAUCAUCUUCAACAGCUCCAACAAGCUCUUCCAGUACGCCAGCACGGACAUGGAUAAAGUCCUGCUCAAAUACACAGAGUACAACGAGCCGCACGAGAGCAGGACCAACUCCGACAUCGUGGAGGCCCUGAAUAAGAAGGAGCACCGAGGCUGUGACAGUCCGGACGCAGACUCCUACGUCCUGACUCCGAGCACAGAGGAAAAGUACAAGAAAAUAAAUGAGGAGUUUGACCACAUGAUGAGGACUCACAAAAUUUCAGCAGGUCCCCCGCCCCCCGGCUUCAUGCACAGCGCCCCCUACAGCAGCAGCGUGGGAGGCGCCUCAGCUCUGCCCGACAGCAGCCUCCUCUCACACGGCCAUCUGCAGAGGAACAGCUCGCCUCACAGACCUCCCAGCGCUGGAACCACAGGAGGUCACCAGGGCGGCUCGGAUCAGACCGGUCACAAUGGAUCCGGGAACAUUGUAAAUGGAUUUGUGAGUCCAUCCGGCGGCGGCAGCAUGGGGAAGAUUUCACAGCCCAAAUCUCCACCUUCCACUUCUAAAAACAAGACGGACCUAAGAGUGGUCAUCCCCCAGUCUAAAAACAUGAUGCAGAAUAAUCACAGACUGAACAGCAGUCAGUCCAGUCAGCCCCUGUCCACUCCGGUGGUCUCCAUGACGACGCCCAGCCUGCACCACAGCCUGGUCUACUCCGGCAGCAGCUAUAACAACGAUUAUUCCCUGAACAGUGCUCAGCUCUCAGGCUUCAGUUCUGCUUCAGGCCCUUCUCUGAGCUCCAUGGCAACGUGGCAACAACACCAGCUCAACUCUCUGAGUUCAACAAGUUCCACUUUGAGCCUCAAUGCAAACCACAACAUCAACAUCAAAGCUGAGCCGCUGUCUCCGCCCAGGGACCACCUGAACCAGUCCAGAUACAUGAGUGCCCAGUCUCACCGAGUGGCCCCUGGCUCCCACAGCGCAGAGGUGGGCCGCUCCCCCACAGACAGCAUGGGCUCCUCCUGCAGCUCCCAGGAAGGAGGCCCUGAGCGGGACGAGCAGCGAUCAGACUUCCACUCUGUUCCCAUCAGCCACAUGAGCCGCGCUGAGGGCCGGGACAGCCCCACCCUCAAGCGCAUGCGCAUGGACAGCUGGGUGACUUAA